UUCAGACUGAAAAAGUUCUGUGAAUGGGGGAACCAGCAAGAAGGUAACACCAUGGAUGUAGCUGCAAUGUGGGUGUAUUCCUUUCUUUUUCUGGCUACUAUUGAUGUGGCUCACCACCAGACCACAACAGAACUAACUGGAUCCUCUACAACUAGUUCAGCCAUUCAGUCUUCAUCCAGUUCUGAAGCAACCAACACAACACUAUUAACAGCUAUAGAGAGCUCCACUCCAUCGACGACUGAAUUAACAACUACAGCUACAAUAAACACUACAACAGGGCCUAUUACAACUCCUCCUGUGACUACAGCUUCAUCAGCAUUACCAACCACUUCAGAGACAACAAGCACAUCUACACCAGCCUCAACAACACAGAGCUUGACUCCAGAUCUAACAAGUGAAUCAAGUACACUGAUAACAACUGCUCCAAGCUCCACACCAGAGCUCUCUACAACAGGGCCUAUUACAACUCCUCCUGCUACCUCAACUUCUACAGCAUUACCAACCAUUUCAGAGACAACAAGCACAUCAACACCAGCCUCAACAACACAGCACCUGACUGCACAACUAACAAGUGAAUCAAGUACACUGGCAACAACGGUUACCAGCUUGACACUGGAGCUCUCAACAACAGGGCCAAUUACAACUCCUCCUCCUACUACAACUUCAACAGCAUUACCAACCACUUCAGAGACAACAAGCACAUCGACACCAGCCUCAACAACACAGAGUUCGACCACAGAUCGAACAAGUGAAUCAAGUACACUGAUAACAACUGCUCCAAGCUCCACACCAGAGCUCUCUACAACAGGGCCUGUUACAACUCCUCCUGCUACUACAACUUCUACAGCAUUACCAACCAUUUCAGAGACAACAAGCAUAUCUACACCAGCCUCAACAACACAGCACUUGAGUGCAAAACUAACAAGUGAAUCAAGUACACUGGCAACAACGGUUACCAGCUUGACACUGGAGCUCUCAACAAUAGGGCCAAUUACAACUCCUCCUCCUACUACAACUUCAACAGCAUUACCAACCACUUCAGAGACAACAAGCACAUCGACACCAGCCUCAACAACACAGAGUUCGACCACAGAUCGAACAAGUGAAUCAAGUACACUGAUAACAACUGCUCCAAGCUCCACACAAGAGCUCUCAACAACAGGGCCAAUUACAACUGCUCUUCCUACUACAACUUCAACAGCAUUACCAAUCACUGCAGAGACAACAAGCACAUCGACACCAGCCUCAACAACACAGAGUUCGACCACAGAUCGAACAAGUGAAUCAAGUACACUGAUAACAACUGCUCAAAGCUCCACAUCAGAGCUCUCAACAACAGGGCCAAUUACAACUCCUCCUCCUACUACAACUUCAACAGCAUUACCAACCACUUCAGAGACAACAAGCACAUCGAAACCAGCCUCAACAACACAGAGUUCAACCACAGAUCUAACAAGUGAAUCAAGUACACUGAUAACAACUGCUCCAAGCUCCACAUCAGAGCUGUCAACAACAGGGCCUAUUACAGUUUCUCCUCCUACUACAACUUCAACAGCAUUACCAACCACUUCAGAGACAACAAGCACAUCGACACCAGCCUCAACAACACAGAGUUCGACCACAGAUCGAACAAGUGAAUCAAGUACACUGAUAACAACUGCUCCAAGCUCCACACCAGAGCUCUCGACCACAGAGCCAGUUACAACUCCUCCUCCUACUACAACUUCAACAGCCUUACCAACCACUGCAGAGACAGCAAGCACAUCGACAUCAGCCUCAACAACACAGAGUUUGACCACAGAUCGAACAAGUGAAUCAAGUACACUGAUAACAACUGCUCCAAGCUCCACACCAGAGCUCUCGACCACAGAGCCAGUUACAACUCCUCCUCCUACUACAACUUCAACAGCCUUACCAACCACUGCAGAGACAGCAAGCACAUCGACAUCAGCCUCAACAACACAGAGUUUGACCACAGAUCGAACAAGUGAAUCAAGUACACUGAUAACAACUGCUCCAAGCUCCACACCAGAGCUCUCUACCACAGAGCCAGUUACAACUCCUCCUCCUACUACAACUUCAACAGCCUUACCAACCACUGCAGAGACAGCAAGCACAUCGACAUCAGCCUCAACAACACAGAGUUUGACCACAGAUCGAACAAGUGAAUCAAGUACACUGAUAACAACUGCUCCAAGCUCCACACCAGAGCUCUCGACCACAGAGCCAGUUACAACUCCUCCUCCUACUACAACUUCAACAGCCUUACCAACCACUGCAGAGACAGCAAGCACAUCGACAUCAGCCUCAACAACACAGAGUUUGACCACAGAUCGAACAAGUGAAUCAAGUACACUGAUAACAACUGCUCCAAGCUCCACACCAGAGCUCUCGACCACAGAGCCAGUUACAACUCCUCCUCCUACUACAACUUCAACAGCCUUACCAACCACUGCAGCGACAGCAAGCACUUCGACAUCAGCCUCAACAACACAGAGUUUGACCACAGAUCGAACAAGUGAAUCAAGUACACUGAUAACAACUGCUCCAAGCUCCACACCAGAGCUCUCAACAACAGGGCCAAUUACAACUCCUCCUCCUACUACAACUUCAACAGCAUUACCAACCACUUCAGAGACAACAAGCACAUCAACACCAGCCUCAACAACACAGAGUUUGACCACAGAUCGAACAAGUGAAUCAAGUACACUGAUACCAACUGCUCCAAGCUCCACACCAGAGCUCUCAACAACAGGGCCAAUUACAACUCCUCCUCCUACUACAACUUCAACAGCAUUACCAACCACUUCAGAGACAACAAGCACAUCAACACCAGCCUCAACAACACAGAGUUUGACCACAGAUCGAACAAGUGAAUCAAGUACACUGAUACCAACUGCUCCAAGCUCCACACCAGAGCUCUCAACAACAGGGCCAAUUACAACUCCUCCUCCUACUACAACUUCAACAGCAUUACCAACCACUUCAGAGACAACAAGCACAUCAACACCAGCCUCAACAACACAGAGUUUGACCACAGAUCGAACAAGUGAAUCAAGUACACUGAUACCAACUGCUCCAAGCUCCACACCAGAGCUCUCAACAACAGGGCCAAUUACAACUCCUCCUCCUACUACAACUUCAACAGCAUUACCAACCACUUCAGAGACAACAAGCACAUCAACACCAGCCUCAACAACACAGAGUUUGACCACAGAUCGAACAAGUGAAUCAAGUACACUGAUACCAACUGCUCCAAGCUCCACACCAGAGCUCUCAACAACAGGGCCAAUUACAACUCCUCCUCCUACUACAACUUCAACAGCAUUACCAACCACUUCAGAGACAACAAGCACAUCAACACCAGCCUCAACAACACAGAGUUUGACCACAGAUCGAACAAGUGAAUCAAGUACACUGAUACCAACUGCUCCAAGCUCCACACCAGAGCUCUCAACAACAGGGCCAAUUACAACUCCUCCUCCUACUACAACUUCAACAGCAUUACCAACCACUUCAGAGACAACAAGCACAUCAACACCAGCCUCAACAACACAGAGUUUGACCACAGAUCGAACAAGUGAAUCAAGUACACUGAUACCAACUGCUCCAAGCUCCACACCAGAGCUCUCAACAACAGGGCCAAUUACAACUCCUCCUCCUACUACAACUUCAACAGCAUUACCAACCACUUCAGAGACAACAAGCACAUCAACACCAGCCUCAACAACACAGAGUUUGACCACAGAUCGAACAAGUGAAUCAAGUACACUGAUACCAACUGCUCCAAGCUCCACACCAGAGCUCUCAACAACAGGGCCAAUUACAACUCCUCCUCCUACUACAACUUCAACAGCAUUACCAAUCACUGCAGAUACAACAAGCACAUCGAAACCAGCCUCAACAACACAGAGUUCAACCACAGAUCUAACACGUGAAUCAAGUACACUGAUAACAACUGCUCCAAGCUCCACACCAGAGCUCUCAACAAUAGGGCCAAUUACAACUCCUCCUCCUACUACAACUUCAACAGCAUUACCAAUCACUGCAGAGACAACAAGCACAUCGACACCAGCCUCAACAACACAGAGUUCAACCACAGAUCUAACAAGUGAAUCAAGUACACUGAUAACAACUGCUCCAAGCUCCACAUCAGAGCUCUCAACAAUAGGGCCAGUUUCAACUCCUCCUACGACUACAACUUCAACAGCAUUACCAACCACUGCAGAGACAACAAGCACAUCGAUACCAGCCUCAACAACACAGAGUUCAACCACAGAUCUAACAAGUGAAUCAAGUACACUGAUAACAACUGCUCCAAGCUCCACAGCAGAGCUCUCUACAGAAGGGCCAAUUACAACUCCUGCUCCUACUACAACUUCAACCGCAUUACCAACCACUGCAGAGACAACAAGCACAUCGACACCAGCGUCAACAACACAGAGUUCGACCACAGAUCUAACAACUGAAUCAAGUACACUGAUAACAACUGCUCCAAGCUCCACACCAGAGCUCUCAACAACAGAGCCAAUUACAACUCCUCCUCCUACUACAACUUCAACAGCAUUACCAACCACUUCAGAGACAACAAGCACAUCGACACCAGCCUCAACAACACAGAGUUCGACCACAGAUCGAACAAGUGAAUCAAGUACACUGAUAACAACUGCUCCAAGCUCCACACCAGAGCUCUCAACAACAGGGCCAAUUACAACUCCUCUUCCUACUACAACUUCAACAGCAUUACCAACCACUGCAGAGACAACAAGCACAUCGAUACCAGCCUCAACAACACAGAGUUCAACCACAGAUCGAACAAGUGAAUCAAGUGCACUGAUAACAACUGCUCCAAGCUCCACAUCAGAGCUCUCUACAGAAGGGCCUAUUACAACUCCUGCUCCUACUACAACUUCAACAACAUUACUGAUCACUGCAGAGACAACAAGCACAUCGAAACCAGCCUCAACAACACAGAGUUCAACCACAGAUCUAACAAGUGAAUCAAGUACACUGAUAACAACUGCUCCAAGCUCCACAUCAGAGCUCUCUAAAACAGCUGAUGCUAUUACAACUAGUCCCGAUACUUUAACAUCAAUUCAGUCACCGACUACGAUACCAUUCACAUCUGAGACAAGCAUACCAACAACAGCCGAAACCACAGAGAGCUCGACUACACAUCUAACAACAGAAACAACACCAUUUUCAUCUUCUACCAGUUUCACAACCCUGAGUGGUGAUAUCGAUGAAUGUGCAACCAACACAUCAAACUGUCAGCAAAUCUGCAACAACACAAUCGGAAGCUUCAUGUGCAGUUGUAAUCCGGGAUUCAGUAUCAACGUCACCAAUACUGCACUCUGUGAUGACAUCGACGAAUGUGCAACCAACACAUCAAACUGUCAGCAAAUCUGCAACAACACAAUCGGAAGCUUCAUGUGCGGUUGUAAGCCUGGCUUCAGCAUCAACGUCACCAAUAAUUCACUUUGUGAUGACAUCGACGAAUGUGCAACCAACACAUCAAACUGUCAGCAAAUCUGCAACAACACAAUCGGAAGCUUCAUGUGCGGUUGUAAGCCUGGCUUCAGCAUCAACGUCACCAAUAAUUCACUUUGUGAUGACAUCGACGAAUGUGCAACCAACACAUCAAACUGUCAGCAAAUCUGCAACAACACAAUCGGAAGCUUCAUGUGCGGUUGUAAGCCUGGCUUCAGCAUCAACGUCACCAAUAAUUCACUUUGUGAUGACAUCGACGAAUGUGCAACCAACACAUCAAACUGUCAGCAAAUCUGCAACAACACAAUCGGAAGCUUCAUGUGCGGUUGUAAGCCUGGCUUCAGCAUCAACGUCACCAAUAAUUCACUUUGUGAUGACAUCGACGAAUGUGCAACCAACACAUCAAACUGUCAGCAAAUCUGCAACAACACAAUCGGAAGCUUCAUGUGCGGUUGUAAGCCUGGCUUCAGCAUCAACGUCACCAAUAAUUCACUUUGUGAUGCACAACGUAAAGUUAUCCUGCGAUAUACAGUCACAAGUGGGGAUCUGAACUUGGGUCUUCAACAUGUAAGAGACAAGAUUAUUGAAAAGCUGCAACAUGAAGCUCUUCGGAUUCUUGGGAUAAAGAAAAGCGGGGAAUUAUAAACAGAAGAAGCACAGAACAGAGAAAAAUUUUCAUCUUAGUGAAAUUUAUAAUGCAUAAUAUAAUGAUUGAUACCUCAAGUGGAAUGAUAGUGUAUAAUAUUCAUUAUUCUAAAAUAAAAGAACUUAACAGUUUGUUUAUUUAAAUCCUGUUCCUAUUACGGCCUAUGCCUUUAUUCUUUUUUUCCUAUUAUACAGUUUGUGUAGAAAUUGUGCCAUAAUAGAUGGGCUGAUACUUCGAUCUUAUAUGCAACUGAUUAAAAUGUUAUAUCAUAAUUUAACUAAACUUAGAGCCGAAAUAUUUGAAGGCUGCUCCAAAAUGUUUCAGCGCAGGUACCCAGAAAGACAAGGACAAGCUAUAAUUGCAAUUGAAUUAUAGGUUCCUCCUAAAUGCAACUUACCUGCCAUUUGCAUUUAUGCCUGGAUUUAAUAAAUUUUCUGGGAUAAAACAAUACAAAUCUAAAGAAUUAUUACUUUAUUCAGCAAUAUUGAGAAAUAUUUAAAGAAUUCUUCUGGCGAUUUCAUUGAUCCUACUGGAGUUGGAGCAUUUUAAAUUUCAAGGUCUAACUAAAAGCUUCUAGGCAAAUUGUACCUUGAAAGUUAUUUCUCAUAAAAUUGUCAUACCUAUUCAUAAAGUGAACAAUUCCAAUGAUUGGUUUGCAUUUGAUUCAUUGCAUUGAAACAUUUCUUUGAAAUCACACUCCGAGUUUUAGCUGCUGACAGUUCAUACAGUAUAUUGUAUAUGCUCAGAAAUUGUACAAUUCACUCUGUGCUCUGAGUACUGCUGGAACAUGAUCAUAUAAUAGAUAAAAAAUAAAUUAUUGUGACUUAGUAGAAUAAUAAAUGGAACAUUUUGUACUAGCAAAAAUAGAGUGGAUUGUAUAUAGCUGAUAUUACAUUUUUUAUGCUAAAAGGUUCUAAAGAAAAAUUGCCAAUGAUUGUUUCAACAUUUUUGGAUUCAAUACCUAAACUAAUUAUAGUUGAUGAUGGCCUAAAUGAAAACAAAACAGGUUUAUUUGCUUCAAUAUCAACAUUCUUCUGUAUCAUGAUUUACAAAAGUAUUUCACUUCUCUAGAAUUCAAAGAGUAUGCUUCAGAUACUUGGAAGACAGUGUCAAUGUUAAUACAUGGAUUGGAGUGGUGGCACAGGGCAGAUAAAUCAGAAAAUAAAUCAAUUACAUGAUUGAUUUUGUACUGACCACAGUAAAUAACAAUGGUAUAAUACUGGUGGCUUUUAAACAUUUCUACUUUUGCUUCACACACUCUUAUGUAAAAAACAUAUAAAAUUAUAA
This is a messenger RNA of Mobula hypostoma (lesser devil ray), 7423 nucleotides long. RefSeq names its product mucin-2-like. NCBI's taxonomy places the organism in Eukaryota, Metazoa, Chordata, Chondrichthyes, Myliobatiformes, Myliobatidae. The coding region runs from base 52 to 6135 and encodes 2027 amino acids. The record is from RefSeq and is a predicted model, not a curated record. Gene Ontology annotation, molecular function: calcium ion binding. The transcript is spliced from 38 exons.